Messenger RNA from Sesamum indicum (sesame), 1700 nucleotides. Its product is annotated as phenolic glucoside malonyltransferase 1-like. NCBI's taxonomy places the organism in Eukaryota, Viridiplantae, Streptophyta, Magnoliopsida, Lamiales, Pedaliaceae. The record is from RefSeq and is a predicted model, not a curated record.
CAACAAUCUUCUUAUAAUUCUUCGUCAGGAUUUUUCUAAGUUCCAAACGAAUAUUUUCACUAUAAGUUUUUCAUUUUUCAGUUCUUGUUCCAUUCACCAUUUCCAUGGCAGAAAACCCGCCGGCCGCCGGCGUGCUCGAGCGCUGCGAUAUCCGGCCGUCGGCGAACACUGCGUCGGAGCUAACUCUCUCCCUUCUCCACUUCGACAUAACAUGGCUAUACUUCCACCCAGUCCAGCGUCUCCUAUUCUUCGAUUUCCCUUGUUCCAAGGCCGAGUUUCUGGAAACCGUCGUCCCGAAAUUGAAAGAAUCUCUGCACCAAACUCUCAAUCAUUUCCUCCCACUCGCCGGAAACAUCAUCCAUCCUCUCAACUCCGGCAGACCCUUUUCACGAUUCGAAGAAGGAGACUCUGUUACACUCACCAUUGCUGAGUCUGACAAGGACUUCGACUACCUCACCGGAAACCACCCCCGUGUGGCUGACGAGUUCUAUGCUUGCGUCCCUCAGCUGCCGCCGGCGAAACAUACUCCCGACGUCGUCAUAUUACCUGUCUUAGCUCUCCAAAUCACUCUAUUUCCAGAUCGCGGUGUGUGUUUGGGUAUCACCAACCACCACGCCAUCGGCGACGCCAGCUCCAUCGUCCGAUUCAUCAAAGCCUGGGCCUCUGUCAACAGAUCCAGCGGCGAUUCUAAGCUGAUAGACGACAAAUUGCUCCCAUUUUACGAAAGAACCUCCGUCGAGGACCCGGAGGGAUUAGAUUCCAUUUACUGGAACUUGAUCAAGCAAUCCCGCGCCGUCGAAUCUCCGCCAAUCUCAUUCCCUCUCAACAAAAUCCGCGGGACUUUCAUUCUUACGAAAGACGAUGUGCAGAAGCUGAAGCACUUCGUCCUGGAGAGAAGGCCCGAGAUGCACAUCACGGCUUUCACAGUCACCUGUGCGCUGGUCUGGGUUUGCCUGGUUAAAGUAGAUGGGGCCGCGGAGACGCUGGCGGACGACGAGCCCGAGUACUUUUGCUUCGCCGCCGACUGCCGCGGACGGCUGACACCUCCGCUGCCGGCGGCGUAUUUCGGGAACUGUUUGGCGUUUGUGAAGGCGGAAUCAACCCACGGAUUGUUGAAAGGAAACGACGGGUUCUUAUUCGCGGCUCAGUCCGUUGGGGAAGCUAUACACAAGACUGUGAACAACGAGAAGGGAAUCCUUGACGGGGCGGAGAAUUGGCCGCGCCAAUUCGGAAAACUGAUCGGAAAACGCCUGUUUGGGGUGGCGGGGUCGCCGAGAUUCGAUCUCUACGACGUCGAUUACGGCUGGGGAAGGCCGAUUAAGUUCGAAUCAGCUUCGAUUGACGCUGAUACGUCGAUGUCCUUGUGUAAAUCCAGGGAUUUUGAAGGGGGUUUGGAGAUUGGUUUGUCCAGACCGAAAGAGAUAUUGGAUGCCUUUGCAGCCAUCUUUACUGAAGCACUUGGAAAUCUGUGAAUUCCGUAAUUUCAGGCAGUUUUGUCCUAACUGUUGCAGGAUCUAUGGAGGUUUCUGAGGUUGCAAAAUCUAUGCAUAUUCCUCCUAAUCCAAAAUUUUCUUGCCAAGCUAGGGAUCUUAGUGCCUAAAAAUCUUCGAUUCCGUUUUUAUGUUCUUACACAUUGUAUGGAUGAUUUAAAUUUUUAUUAGUUUUCAUCAAAUUUAUAGAAAAAGUUCAUUUUUUAUUUC